GGGAUCUCGUGUGGUCGAAGUGAAACGCGUGGUCGUCGAGGAUACAAGCACUUGCUGCGCUCUGCAUUCAUUUUACGGAUAUUUCCGAAUUUUAUCGUAUAUUGCAUUUUAACUUGUAGUUUCUACUCAUCAUGGAAGUCGACUUUCCUGUAUCGCCUAUUAAGAAGGAUAAAAAGAAGAAGAAGGUCAAGCAGGAACCGGGAGCGGAAGAGAUUGCAAAUUUGGGCGAACUGCAGCGUACUGGCGAUUUUCAGCUCAAACCUUCGGAAGCGAUCGCCCGCCUGGACACUUCCAAAUGGCCUUUGUUGCUGAAGAACUUUGAUCGGUUGAACGUGCGGACCAAUCACUACACUCCUCUUCCGUUCGGAGCAUCCCCGUUAAACCGGAAGAUUAAGGAUUAUGUUACGGGCGGCUUCAUCAAUCUUGAUAAACCAUCGAAUCCUAGCUCGCACGAGGUUGUAGCGUGGAUUAAGAAGAUUCUGAAGGUGGACAAAACGGGCCACUCUGGCACCCUCGAUCCCAAGGUAACGGGAUGCCUGAUCGUAUGCAUCGAUCGUGCCACUCGACUGGUAAAGAGUCAGCAAAGCGCUGGCAAGGAGUAUGUGGCGGUUUUCAAGCUUCACUCGGGUGUGGAGAAGGUGGCGAAGGUCACCCAGGGUUUGGAGAAGCUCCGCGGCGCCUUGUUCCAGCGGCCGCCGCUGAUUUCGGCUGUCAAGCGUCAGCUUCGUGUGCGAACCGUAUACGACUCGAAACUGCUGGAUUACGACGACAAGCGCAACAUGGGAGUGUUUUGGGUGAGCUGCGAAGCUGGCUCCUACAUCCGUACGAUGUGCGUCCAUCUCGGAUUGGUGCUUGGUGUGGGCGGGCAGAUGUUAGAGCUUCGCCGCGUCCGCUCCGGCAUACAGUCGGAGAAGGAUGGUAUGGUCACGAUGCAUGACGUCCUUGACGCGCAGUAUCUGUACGAAAACCAUAAGGAUGAGACGAUGCUACGCCGUGUGGUUAAACCCUUGGAGGGGCUGCUCGUUGGCCACAAGCGCAUCAUGAUGAAGGACAGUUCGGUGAAUGCCGUGUGCUAUGGGGCAAAGAUUUUACUGCCCGGCGUGCUACGCUAUGAGGAUGGUAUCGAGCUCGAUCAAGAGAUCGUGAUCGUAACCACCAAGGGUGAAGCUAUUGCACUGGCGAUCGCUCUCAUGACCACGGCCACGAUGGCUGGUUGCGAUCAUGGAGUCGUAGCCAAAAUCAAGCGCGUCAUCAUGGAGCGCGACACUUACCCACGCAAGUGGGGUCUUGGGCCAAAGGCUUCGAUGAAGAAGCAGUUGAUUGCUGCCGGCAAGCUCGACAAAUAUGGUAAGCCGAACGAAAACACCCCGAAAGAUUGGUUAACUAGCUACACGGACUUCAACCGUGGUGCGGCCAACGGAAAUGGAGCUGCCUCCGAGGAUGUUGGUGGUGGUAAGCGGAAGCUAAGUGUUGGCGAGACAACGAUGGACACUUCUGCAGCCGUGGAAGCCGGUAAUGGAGAAGAGCAAAAAAAGAAGAAAAAGAAGAAGGACAAGAAGGACUACGAAGCUGGCGCUGAGACGAUGGAUCAGUCGGUACCAGCGGAAGAGGGCGAAGCAGGAGCAGCGGAUGAAUCGAAAAAGGAGAAGAAAAAGAAGAAGAAAGUCGCUGAGUAGAGCGAGAAUUAAUCAUUUUUGGGUGAUUAUACUUUUUGCCGAGUGCGAACAGAUACUAUCAAUCAUAUGAUUUAUUUGAUAGAGUACAGUGGUAACUAUUGCAUUACAUGAAUCAACCAAUAACUCCUAAACCAGCGCAGUCUACAAUUUCAAGUUCAGUUUAGAUAUAAUCGAUGAUUCGUACUUUGUUGAAGUGUACAAACAAUCUUUCCGGAACCGAUUAUGAGCAGUCAGGAGUCAUUCAAGUUCAUUAGAACUAAUUAGAAAUGAAGUAAGUGCGACCAGCUUCACAAUUUCUUCCUUCUUUUAUAAUAUGAAGAUUAAUGUUCAGAUGUAACAUUUACAUUUUUAAGUUUCCUUUGCCUGUUACUUCAGGCAGGAACUUAUGUUUAAUUUCGAACUUUUA
Anopheles coustani is the source of this 2082-nucleotide messenger RNA. It is a transcript of the gene Nop60B, whose product is annotated as H/ACA ribonucleoprotein complex subunit 4. The transcript is spliced from 2 exons. The coding region runs from base 132 to 1676 and encodes 514 amino acids. Gene Ontology annotation, cellular component: box H/ACA snoRNP complex. Gene Ontology annotation, biological process: mRNA pseudouridine synthesis; snRNA pseudouridine synthesis; box H/ACA sno(s)RNA 3'-end processing. The record is from RefSeq and is a predicted model, not a curated record. Gene Ontology annotation, molecular function: RNA binding; pseudouridine synthase activity. NCBI's taxonomy places the organism in Eukaryota, Metazoa, Arthropoda, Insecta, Diptera, Culicidae.